Mercurialis annua (annual mercury) is the source of this 466-nucleotide messenger RNA. RefSeq lists its product as uncharacterized. The record is from RefSeq and is a predicted model, not a curated record. Bases 15 to 341 code for a protein of 108 amino acids. The transcript has a single exon. Lineage: Eukaryota; Viridiplantae; Streptophyta; Magnoliopsida; Malpighiales; Euphorbiaceae.
GCUACAUAAGUAAAAUGGCAUCUUCUGAACCUCCAUUGCCUCUGCAUCUCUGCUUCUUUGUGCUAACACUAGUUCUACUAAUAAGUGUGUCAUGCUACAUCAACUACGAGCCGGUGGUAGAGGCCAUGUUCGACCAAGUGAAGCUGCUUUUCAUGGUGUCUCCAUUGCUCAUACUGUGUGCUCUUCACUUGCUUUCCAAUGAUCAAAACACAUAUUUAUUGGGUAAUUUGUCAGAGAGAGACAGUCCAUGGGGAGUUGCCUUUUCUCUUGUUUUUCUGUUUUUCAUGAUCUCCUACCACUCUUCUUUUCAACAGCUCUGCUUUCCUCUUCUUACCAGAUAGUACAAUAUUUACCUUGUUUUUUCUUUUUCUUUUUGUUGAAUUAGAGGCCAAAUCGAUCGAUACAUUAAGACGCGGAAUGUAUAUAAAUUUAUGAUGAAUACUAUUUAGAUUUUGCUGUGUACUAA